UUUUAAUUGGAUUCAUCACGGGGAGAAGAUCAUGAAACACUCACCUCCCAUAAUUAUCACUUAGUCAACAAAUCGGACCCUCUUGUGGAGAAAAAAAAAGAGGAAAUUGAAAAGAAAAAGCAAGAAAAAUGCAUAAAAGAUUUCCCUUUCAAAUUAUCCGUUACAGAAAAUUUAGCUCUUGCUAUGGAAACCAAAACACUGAGAGGCAAAAAGAUGAAUCCUUGAACCUCUUUCCUCUUCUCUCAUCCUCUUCCUAAUCUAGAGAAUUCAAAUUCGUUGAUCCACUUUCCUUUUUUCAUCCUCUCCCUCUCCCUCUCCCUCUCACCCUCAGAUUCUUUUAUUAGUUCUUGUUUUCCCCUCUUUCUCUCACUCUCCUGCGGUACAAUCCUCUCUGUGUCUUGUCAAGGUCGCUCUUUUUCAUGAUUUGUUGAGCCAAGAAGUUUGGUGUUUGUUUCCCGAGGAAGUAUACGGGAAAAAGGACGGAGCUUGAAUGAAAAGUUUUGAUCUUUGAGGUGGGUUCUUCCAAUAUUGAGAAGAUAAAUGGGUUUUGCGAGUUGGGGGAUGUUGUUUGGGUUCCCCCUACUGGUUUUAACGCUGCCCUUUUCUGUUUCUGGAGAGACUGAUGCUCGUGACGUUAUGGCAAUUAAUGACUUGUAUGUUUCUCUGGGCUCCCCUUCUCUUCCUGGAUGGGUUUCGUUUGGAGGAGACCCAUGUGGUGAGGGGUGGCUGGGCGUGUACUGUGUCUUCUCAAACAUAACAGAGAUAAGACUAAGUGGCAUGAAUUUGGGUGGAAAUUUGAGCGAUAGCCUGGGGGAUUUUGCAUCCAUCUUAACAGUGGAUUUAAGCAAUAAUCACAUCGCAGGAAGUAUCCCAGACAACUUGCCUCCAACUGCAAUUGGCGAAACAUUCUGA
Carica papaya (papaya) is the source of this 912-nucleotide messenger RNA. The record is from RefSeq and is a predicted model, not a curated record. NCBI's taxonomy places the organism in Eukaryota, Viridiplantae, Streptophyta, Magnoliopsida, Brassicales, Caricaceae.